AGAAGCUGGUCUUUUUUAAGGAGCAUCUAAAUAACUCAACGGUUUCUCAAGCAAUGGAAUUUUUGAAGGCUCUCUUCAGUAAACCUCUGCAUCAUUUCAUCCACAAAGACUUCCAUGAGAUCGUUGCCCGGAUGACUCUUAUUGAUAGAUUUCUCUUCCUGAUUGUACACUCCAUUGAUAAGUUAGGGAUAUGGCCGCAUUUACCAGUGUUCUUAGGCUUAUUUUAUCUGGAAAUACGGCGACAUCUUCACCAGGAGUACAAUUUAUUCAACGUUGGAAAAACUCCCAUUGGCCUUCGGUUUAAUCCUGCCGAUUUUCCUUAUAGAACUGCAGAUGGGAAAUAUAACGAUCCUUUCAAUGAAGCUGCAGGCAGCGAAGCUACUUUCUUUGGCAGAAAUAUUCUCCCUGUUGAUCAAGAAAACAAGUUACUAAAACCAGAUCCGAUGGUGGUAGCCACAAAACUUUUAGCGAGAAAAAAAUUUGUGGACACAGGAAAGCAGUUUAACAUGAUAGCAGCCUCUUGGAUUCAGUUUAUGAUACAUGACUGGGUUGAUCACAUGGAAGCUACCAAUCAGAUUGAGCUAACUGCACCGAUCGAAGUGGCAAGCCAAUGCCCCCUUGCUGCUUUCAAGUUCUACCAGACAAAGGAAGUCCCAACUGGCUUUUAUGAGAUCAAAAGUGGCUAUAUAAACAUUCGUACUCCAUGGUGGGAUGGAAGUGCUAUCUAUGGAAGCACCGCCGAGAAAUUGCAGAAAGUGAGGACGUUUAAAGACGGGAAGCUCAAAAUAUCAAAAGAUGGCCUUCUUCUUCAUGAAGCAAAUGGAAAUGCUUUGACAGGAGAUGCUCGUAACUCUUGGGCAGGUGUCUCAACAUUACAGGCUCUUUUCGUUCAAGAACAUAAUGCAGUUUGUGACGCCCUCAAGAAAGAAUAUCCGGAUUUAGAUGACGAACAACUGUAUCGUCAUGCAAGACUAGUGACUUCAGCAGUGAUUGCAAAGAUCCAUACCAUUGAUUGGACAGUCGAGCUUCUAAAAACUGAUACUCUACUUGCAGGGAUGCGUGCCAACUGGUACGGAUUGUUAGGUAAGAAAUUCAAGGACACAUUUGGGCAUGUUGGAGGAGUCAUAUUAAGUGGCUUGGUUGGUUCAAAGAAGCCAGAAAAUCACGGCGUCCCGUACUCCUUAACGGAGGAGUUCGUUGCUGUUUACCGGAUGCACUCACUGAUACCCGAUGACCUUCGUCUCAGAGAUAUCACAGCGGCACCGGGACCCAAUAAGUCUCCACCUUUGAAACGAAAGGUGCCUAUUCAAAAUUUAAUCGGCCACAAGGGAGAAAAGCUCUUAUCAGAAAUUGGAUUUGAACAGCAAAUGGUUUCAAUGGGUCACCAAGCUUGUGGUGCUUUACAGCUUUGGAACUAUCCUAUAUGGAUGAGGGACCUUGUAGCACAAAAUGUGGAUGGAACAGACAGGCCAAAUCAUGUGGACAUGCCGGCUCUUGAAGUUUACAGAGACAGGGAGAGAAAAAUCGCGAGGUACAAUCAAUUCCGCAGGGCGCUCCUUCUGAUUCCAAUAUCCAAAUGGGAAGAUCUAACAGACGAUAAAGAAGAGAUUAAAUUGCUCAAAGAAGUUUAUGGUGAUAAUGUUGAACAACUGGAUCUUUUGGUUGGCCUCAUGGCAGAGAAAAAAAUCAAAGGUUUUGCCAUUAGUGAGACAGCUUUUGUAAUUUUCCUUUUGAUGGCUACCAGGAGACUCGAAGCUGAUAGGUUUUUUACCAGCAAUUUCAAUGAGGAGACAUACACAAAGAAAGGACUUCAAUGGGUAAAUACUACAGAGAGCCUUAAAGAUGUAUUAGACCGUCAUUAUCCGAAAAUUACAGAGAAAUGGAUGAACUCAACAAGUGCGUUUUCGGUUUGGGACUCUCCUCCAAAUGCCUAUAAUCCCAUCCCUCUCUAUCUUCGAGUUGCCAAGUGAAACGCUUACGUACCAAAUAAGGUUUUUGGGCCAAUGAGUCCAAGUGAAAUUAUCUUUCGACUCUUCCAAACCAAGUUUUAUUAUAUUAUUGGGCUCGGCCUAAGAAUGCAAAUUGUAAUAUUUUAAAUUUUCAAUUACCUAUAAUAUUUUGAUAAUUAAUUAAUAUAAUUUUGUUAUAAUAUGAAAUCAAAAGAGUAGGGUUUUAUAUAAUCCAA
Messenger RNA from Mangifera indica (mango), 2185 nucleotides. Its product is annotated as alpha-dioxygenase 1-like. Gene Ontology annotation, biological process: response to oxidative stress. The record is from RefSeq and is a predicted model, not a curated record. Bases 54 to 1970 code for a protein of 638 amino acids. The transcript is spliced from 10 exons. NCBI's taxonomy places the organism in Eukaryota, Viridiplantae, Streptophyta, Magnoliopsida, Sapindales, Anacardiaceae. Gene Ontology annotation, molecular function: heme binding; oxidoreductase activity, acting on single donors with incorporation of molecular oxygen, incorporation of two atoms of oxygen; peroxidase activity.